Messenger RNA from Manis javanica (Malayan pangolin), 1235 nucleotides. It is a transcript of the gene FANCF, whose product is annotated as FA complementation group F. The record is from RefSeq and is a predicted model, not a curated record. Gene Ontology annotation, biological process: interstrand cross-link repair. NCBI's taxonomy places the organism in Eukaryota, Metazoa, Chordata, Mammalia, Pholidota, Manidae. Gene Ontology annotation, cellular component: Fanconi anaemia nuclear complex.
UGAAAGCGGAAGUAAAGCCUUUGCGCGCCUUCUUGGAAACGCGCCGUCAUGGAAACACUCCUGCAGCACCUGGAACGUUUCUCUGAGGUUCUGGUUGUCUCCCGCACUAGCCAUGUCGGCACCUGGGAUCCCGCCACUGUACGCAGGGCCUUGCAGUGGGCUCGAUACCUGCGCCAUGUCCACAGGCGCUUUGACAGCCAUGUGCGUAUUCGCACAGCUUUGGAGCGGCGGCUGCAAAACCAGUGGAGGCAGGUGGGCGGCUCUGGCCCCGCUUCAGUCCCCGGGUUGACGAACUUCCAGGCGUUGGGGAGCUGUGACCUCCUGCUGUCUCUGCGCCUGCUGGAGAACCGGGCUCUCGGGGGUGCUGCCUUUCGUUACCUGCUGCAGCAACUCUUUCCGGGCCCUGGCGUCCCGGACGGCGACGAGGAGACGCUCCAAGGCCGCCUGGCCCUCCUCGCCCGCCGCCGGUCAGCUGUCCAUAUGCUGAGUAUCAGCUGCCGAGAGAACCUGGUCCUUCUGGAGGACUCGGUGAUGAAGACUCAAGCGGAGCUGCUGCUGGAGCGUCUGCAGGAGGUGGGGAAGGCCGAAGCGGAGGGCCCCAGCCGGUUUCUCAGCAGCCUGUGGGAGCGCUUGCCUCGGGGCAACUUCCUGAACGUGAUAGCAGCCGCGCUGCGGCCAACGCCGUCGUCUUCCCGACCCCAAGAAGAGGAGUCGGAACUGGGUGCCCCCAAAGCACCCAGAGAAGGGAGUCAAGAGUUGGUCCGUUGGCUGCUGGGGAAGCCAGAUAUCCUGGCUACCUUUUGCCGCAACCUUCCAGCCGGGCUUUUAACUUCGGUCGUGGGCCGUCAUCCACAGCUGUCCCGGGUCUACUUGAGUCUGCUGAAGGACUGGGGUCGACAUCUGCAUUACGACCUUCAGGAAGGCGUUUGGGUUAGAGCUGAGCCUCAGGAUGUGUCCUGGGAGGAAUUGUACGGCAGGUUUCACAGCCUCUGUCAGGCCCCUCCACCUCUGAAAGAUGAAGUUCUAACUGCCCUUGAGUCCUCUAAGGCUCAGGAUGGAGAUUUCCAAGUCCCUGGUCUUAGCAUCUGGACAGACCUGUUGUUAGCUCUUGGGACUGGCUCAUAAUUCCAUCUGGGAAAACAGCCCAGGCGCCAGUGGGCCACGCUCUGUUACUGAUUACUUGAGUAUAUGGAUUACAAAAUUAAAAUUACAUUGUUUCCACCAAAUCUCCUAUA